AUGAGUCGCGGCCAAGGAGAGAUCUCCGCCCGUGUGGAGGCUCCUGUCACCGUCAAGGCCUACUUGCUUUGCGCCUUUGCUGCCUUCGGAGGUAUCCUCUUCGGAUAUGACUCUGGAUACAUCAGCGGUGUUCUUGGAAUGAACUACUUCAAGAAAGAAUUCGGCCACCCCAACUCCACCGACACCGAGAAUGCCUUCGAGGGCCACAUGUACCACACCUGGGAGAAGUCCCUGAUCACCUCCAUCCUGUCCUGCGGUACCUUCUUCGGUGCUCUCUUCGCUGGUUCUCUUGCCGAUUGGAUCGGUCGUCGUAACACUGUUGUCUCUGGCUGUGGUGUCUUCAUGCUCGGUGUCAUUCUCCAGGUCGCCUCCACCUCCGUCGGUCUCCUCGUCGGCGGCCGUCUCGUCGCUGGUGUCGGUGUCGGUUUCGUCUCUGCCGUCAUCAUUCUGUACAUGUCUGAGAUCGCCCCUAAGGCUGUCCGCGGUGCCAUCGUCUCGGGUUACCAGUUCGCCAUCACCAUCGGUCUCCUGCUCGCGUCCUGCGUCGACCAGGCCACCAAGGACCGCAUGGACUCGGGCUCCUACCGCAUUCCGAUCUCCAUCCAGUUCGCCUGGGCCCUCAUCCUCGGUGGUGGUCUCCUGAUGCUUCCUGAGUCCCCCCGCUACUACGUCAAGGACGACAAGCUCGAGCAGGCCGCCCACGCCCUCUCCCGCAUCCGUGGCCAGCCCGUCGACUCUGAGUACAUCCAGUCCGAGCUCGCUGAGCUCGUCGCCAACUUCCGCCACGAGCGCGAGAACAUGCAGACCGGCUGGCUCGACUGCUUCAAGGGUGGCUGGGCUCCUUCGGGCAACUUCCGCCGUGUCAUGCUCGGUGUCUUCCUCCAGAUGUUCCAGCAGCUCACGGGUGUCAACUUCAUCUUCUACUACGGCACCACCUUCUUCCAGCAGGUCGGCCUGAGCAACUCGUUCCUCAUCUCCAUCAUCACCAACGUCGUCAACGUCUGCUCCACCCCGAUCUCCUUCUGGGCCAUCGAGCGCCUCGGUCGCCGUCCCCUCCUCAUCGGCGGCGCCUGCGGCAUGCUGGUCUGCCAGUUCAUCGUCGCCAUCGUCGGUGUUGCGGCCCCCGACAGCAACGCCCAGGGCAUCUGCCUGAUCGUCUUCGUCUGCAUCUACAUCUUCUUCUUCGCCACCACCUGGGGUCCCGCCGCCUGGGUCGUCAUCGGCGAGGUCUACCCGCUGCCCAUCCGUGCCAAGGGCGUCGCUCUGUCGACCGCUUCCAACUGGCUCUGGAACUUCGUCCUCGGCUACGUCACCCCCUACAUGGUCGACUCCAACGAGGGCAACCUGGGCGUCAAGGUCUUCUUCGUCUGGGGCAGCACCUGCACCCUGUGCGGCCUGUUCGCCUACUUCAUGGUGCCCGAGACCAAGGGCCUGUCGCUCGAGCAGGUCGACCGCAUGCUCGAGGAGACUACCCCGCACACCUCGAGCAAGUGGGUGCCCCACGACACCUUCGCCGACGACUCGGCCCGCAAGGAGAUUGCCAAGGUCACUGGCGCCUCCGCCGACGUCUACGAGAAUGUUGAGCCGAAGUCUGUUUAA
Messenger RNA from Lasiodiplodia theobromae, 1599 nucleotides. Its product is annotated as Monosaccharide transporter. Lineage: Eukaryota; Fungi; Ascomycota; Dothideomycetes; Botryosphaeriales; Botryosphaeriaceae. Gene Ontology annotation, biological process: transmembrane transport; carbohydrate transport. Gene Ontology annotation, molecular function: carbohydrate:proton symporter activity. The transcript is spliced from 4 exons. The coding region runs from base 1 to 1599 and encodes 532 amino acids. Gene Ontology annotation, cellular component: membrane. The record is from RefSeq and is a predicted model, not a curated record.